UUCACAACCACUUCGUCUCCAAGCUCGAGUCUUCAACUCGAAAUUUCGAACCUUUAGAAUUUCAGAGCGGUAGAAAUCACAGAGAGUGAUGGCGGGAAUCGGAGGGAGAUUGAUUCUCUCUCAAUUGCUUCUGAUUCUCUUGUCUUUAUCCAUCCCCAGUUUCUCUGUUGCUUACAGAGCAGGUGACACCGUCCCCAUGAGCAAGAUGGGCCUGUACCACUCUAUGAAAACCGACUGGCACGACAUGAUCGGUCGACAUUGCCCAAUCUUCGCUGUGAAUCGUGAGGUGUUGGUUCCUAUUGGGAAGCCGAUGGGUUACACUGGCGCUGAUGCCUACAAAAUAUCAUUUCAAGUUGGGAGAGAAAAGUUUUUGAUUCCAUGGCUUUAUCUGAUAAAUCGUAAAAGCUCAGAGGUUCCAAUGAUUGAUGUGCAUUUGAGAUACUCCGGAAGUGAUUUGCAUGGUGUCACCGCUAAAGUUGUGGAUAUGCCUCACCACUAUGUAGAAAUUCAUCCAGAUAUUCGUAAACAAUUUUGGGAUCCACAGAACUGGCCAAAGCAUGUGCUGGUCAGAUAUACAUGGGAGGAACAAUCAGAGAUAGACGUGGCUUCUGGAUUUUACGUACUAUUUGGAUCAGGUCUCACACUCUCUUUUAUUCUCUCAAUAUACGUCUUGCAAUCAUCACGGGACAAAUUUGCGAGGUUUGUGAUGGAGAGAGUUGCAGAAAGCAACAUGCCUGCUGGAGGUGUGGCAAAGGUUGAAUGAUAUAUAGAAACCCUCGAAAGCUUUCACUACAUGUCUGCAUCUACAACUCAAUGUUAUAGAGAAAUGAAUUUGGUUGGGGGAGGAGGUAUGUCACAGUGAAUGCAUCUUAUUACCUGAAUUCGCUCAAGAAGAGUGAAAUCCAAGCUAUGUAGAAGUCAGCAGAAUGAAACCCAAAUCCUGGAGACUUGGACAGAGUUAAACCUAGUCAGUGUUUUUUUUUUUUUUUUGAAAAGGUCAGGGUGGUUUUUAAAUAGUCUAGAUUGAUCUGGUACUGUUACAAACAUAUCUGUAAACUCUCACAGAUGUAUCUUAGGGAAGACAGUUCACAAUGCUAAGCAGAUGGUUUUUAAUUGUGGUUUCUUUGAUAAUGCUGUAGUAAAUUCAUCAAAGGGUGACACUUAACAUCACCGGUUGAUCCGUCCAGAUCAAGCGAGUUGAUGUGAGAUAAUUAUAAGGUUCAAUAUUCUUGAUGAUC
Molecule: messenger RNA, 1238 nt
Organism: Rosa chinensis
Lineage: Eukaryota; Viridiplantae; Streptophyta; Magnoliopsida; Rosales; Rosaceae
Exons: 9
Coding region: 89-763 (224 amino acids)
Source: RefSeq, a predicted model, not a curated record